CAUUUGGAAACUCGGGCACUGCCUGAGGGCCCGGGGUCAGUAGGGGGCCCCAUGAGAUGCCCCUGGUACCUUUUUCAUAGGCUUUUUUGAGUUUUUUUUGAGUUUGGGCAAGGACACAGGGGCCCCAUGAUCCCCUAUUGCCCGGGGGCCCCAUGAGUUGUCAGUCCGCCCCUGUAUAUCAGAACAUCUUUCUCCACUUGUCUUCUUUACAGAUGUCUUACAUGAAGAGAACUAAGCAUGCAACCUGGCUGAGCUACCUCAGUCUCAUCAUGUGUUGCCUC
Messenger RNA from Staurois parvus, 281 nucleotides. The record is from the annotation of a GenBank genome assembly. NCBI's taxonomy places the organism in Eukaryota, Metazoa, Chordata, Amphibia, Anura, Ranidae.